Molecule: messenger RNA, 3442 nt
Organism: Oncorhynchus tshawytscha (Chinook salmon)
Lineage: Eukaryota; Metazoa; Chordata; Actinopteri; Salmoniformes; Salmonidae
Gene: pidd1
Product: p53-induced death domain protein 1
Exons: 16
Coding region: 285-3422 (1045 amino acids)
Biological process (GO): DNA damage response; signal transduction; apoptotic process
Molecular function (GO): protein binding
Source: RefSeq, a predicted model, not a curated record
CAACAGGCUGUUUGAAAAAACGUGUAGCCAACAAGGAAAUAGCGAACCUUGCACUUUAUAACAAAUCAAUCUGGUGUAGACGAGACGCAGUGGUUAUCGCCGUGAACAGGAAACAUUACUUGCACGGACGCUCAAGUCCCAACAUGCCCAGGUACAGCAGGAAGCAGGUGUCCCUUGAAGAUUGGCCCUUCUAAUACAUGAGAAGAAAAAAAUCAAUGUGUUUUGGAUUUCAAUUCAACACCUUCACACAAAAAAACAAGGUCCUCUGAGAGAAGAGGUGUGAGAUGGAGAGAGAGAAGAAGAAGAGGGAAUGGAGGAGAGGAAGUGGACAAGAGAGAGCGGGGGGUGAGAAUCAAGCCGGUGGGGGAACCAUGGAAACGGGACAUGAUCCUCUUGUUCAGAUGAGGAAUAAGACUGUCGAUAGAAUAACACACUGUCCCGUAGAUAAGAUGACCCACCAUCUUGGAGAGGAACUGUCACGUAGGGAAGGACAGACUGAGGGAGAAACUGCCUGUGUGUCUACAGUUAGAAACAAAGAAGAAAGUGGAAUUCAAAUGGGGACGGAGAAGAUGGAGGAAAUGAAUAAAGGACUGAUAACAGUUACAGACCGAGAUAACGAUGAUGACGACCCUGCCUCCAUCCCUCCUGCUCCCUCCAUCUCUCCUGCUCCCUCCAUCUCUCCUCUCUCCAUCUCCACACUCUCAUCUCCCUCUCCCUCCUUCCUGGCUCCUCUCUCCUCGUUCUCUCCAGUUCCGUCCCUCACCCCUCCCCUUCCCCCGUCAGUAGAGCUGUGUGCGGUGCUCACCGACACUAGACUGACUCUGGACGUAUACCAGGGCGGGACUGCUGUGCUACAGGUACUAUGGGUGUCUGUCCCUGGGCAGCUGCGGGGCCUGCAGUACCUCCGACUGGGCUCGGAGGACAGGGGGGCGCUAGAGGGAGCCCUGGAGGUCCUACCGCACCUCACACAGCUACGCUCACUGGCUAUUAGAGGACACUGUUUCCAUGACGCCCAUGGUGACCCCCUCCCCGGCCUUCUCACCUCUCUUCCUCCCUCUCUCUCAUCCCUUUCUCUCCUCGUCCACCUGGACCUCUCCUUCAACCUCCUCUCCUCCUUCCCUCCCUGCCUCCUCACCCUCCCCCUCCUCUCCACCCUCCUCCUGGGUCACAACCACCUCACUGAUCUCCCUCCCUCCUUCGGUCCUCUCCCUGCCCUCCGCUACCUCUCUCUCCUAGGGAAUUGUCUGGCCUCUCUCCCCCCCAGCCUGGGUCAGUUGAAGACACUCCACACCCUGGAUGUCUCCUAUAACCUCCUGGAGACAUUACCUGAGGAGAUCGGUGCGCUGGAGGAGCUGGUCAAACUGGAGCUGUCACACAACAGACUAAAGAGGCUGCCUGAGACCAUGGGCGGUCUCCUGUCUCUCAGGGACCUGGUGAUCCACAGUAAUGACCUGCGUGUUCUCCCCGUCUGUCUCUGUCUGGACAAACUGGAUAAGUUAAAGGUAGACGUAAGGAACAACCCCCUGGGAAGACCCCCUACCCCUCCACCACUACCACCCACACCUGGCCAAGUGGAAACACGCAUUCCAGAGUUACACCUUGGACCGAAUCGACACAGGUUCUGUGUGUCGUCUGCUGGUUGUCAUGUGUUCCUCCCAGGGGGAGCGGAGCUACUGUUUCCCUCGGGUUGCCUAGCGACGACCACCACGCUGCAGUGGGCGGAGCGUAGGCCAGACAGGAAAUGGGUGUGGCUAGAGGAGCAUGACUUCCUGCUGAGUCGACCACUGGAACUCCUCCCACACGGGAUCUCCUUUUUAAAGCCAGUGGAGGUGUGUGUACCGUACCACCGGUCCAGGAAAGGGGAGGUGGUUGUGAGGAGGUUUGAUGGACAGCAGUGGAGUACACUAUCCACUGAGACCAGAAGGGGCAGUAUAGGACACAGCAGUCACCCCGGAGGCCGUCCUGCCAGGCUGGCCUGCGUCUCAGUGAGACAGUUCUCCUGGUUUGUGGCAGUGAGUCGUCCAGUCAGGGACAGUUGCUCUGUGACACCAGAGGGGGCGCUGUUGGUGUCACGUUCAGACGCAGGCAUCAAACUGACCUUCCCCCCGGACUGCACUGUUCAGACCCGCACCAUCACUCUACAGGUGCUACAGGUGUCUGUCACUGAGGUCCAGACGUUGUGUGGAGACCCUCAGGCCAGAGUCAGUCCCCUCCUCUGUCUCUCUCAAGACCCCAGCAUCCAAUUCCUCCAGCCAAUCAAGGUGCAGGUCCCUCUGCCAACUGGACUCACUGGUCAUACAGUAGACCUGUCCUGUCUCCACCUGCUUCAUGGAGACCCCAGCGCCCACACCUGGACAGACAUAACCUCACAGGUGUCCCUGUACGUCACACAGCUCUACGCCAUCUUCUACAUCACUCACUUCUCCUGGUACUGGCUGUGGUACACUACCCAGCGCUGUGUUAGCGGGGUGGUCCGUAGGGUCUACCAGAGACUGAAGCAGUUUCAGGUCCAGUUCCUGGUGCUACAGAGGAGAACAGACCCCAAACAGGUUCUGCUACAGUGCCUGCCUGCUGACAAGGUGGACAACAGAGUACAGUCUCUGUCAGAGCAGUACGAUGGGCCACAACCCUCAGACCUCUGUGACCUGUUGGAGGGAGAGCAGUUCUUCGCUGGCUUCGAGAGGGGCCUAGACGUCAGUGCAGAUAGACCAGACUGUGCGGAAGGGAGACUGUCGUUUGUGUUCUACUCUCGGUUGAAGAAUCUCAAAGAGGUGUACGUCUGUCCAACACAGAAGCAGGAGGGGUCAAUCAGGGGCCAGGUGUCUUUCUAUCGAGGGGAGGUUCCCAGUGACAUACCACAGGAAGUGGCCAGGAAAAGGAAAGGACACGACAGCCAAUGGCUGGCCACCUUACCACUCAGACUUCCUGGCCUAAACUCAGAGGGUGGUAGUAAUGGUAUGGACUGGGAGCAGCCUCAGUACCCUCCGCUGAACCUGGGCGACCCAGAGAGCGGGUACCUGACUGAAGCUAACCUGCUGGCCAUCUCCCUGCAGAUCGGACAGGACUGGAGGUCCAUUGGCAUCAACCUGGGAAUCAGCUACCAGGAGCUGGACCGCAUGCAGUACAAAUACAGAGACAACCUAGGGGCCGUGGUGUUGGAGAUGCUGUUCCACUGGGCCCGGGGUCAGCAGCAGGAGGGUGUUGGGUUGCGUCCCGCUGGAGGUCCAGGCCAGCAGGGUAUUGGUGCAGUGCCCAGGUUGAUAGAUGCCAUGGUGGAGAGUGGCAGGAGGGACCUGGCUGAGGAGAUUAAAGACAUAGUGAGGCUAGGAACCCGAAAGUAUAAUGAGUCACUGAGGAGGGUGGGCCUAGAAGAGGAAGAGAAGAGGCCUUCAACAGACACAGAUCCCUCACCUUCACACUGAACCAACUGACAGAGGGAGUA